CAACUGCACAGCAUGCAUUCAAUACGCUGAUCUGACCUCCCACAAUCGAACGGAUCAAAUUCUCUCACACCCAUGGAUGCUGGAGGCAAGAGAUGAAAAUGACCAGGAAGAUGCUCUACAAAUGUCGGCGCCCAGGGAAGACACGUUUCCGAGGUGAGCAGGACGACUAUGAGAUGGGGUUACGUCCGGAUGCCACCAGGCUGCAAGAAAAGUCGUGAGAAUAGGAAUAUUGGGCCAGGGACACAAACAUGUGGAUUUCUGAGGAAUGGAGGGAACAAAUAGGAAGAAGAGGUCGAAGAGAAUGAGGAAAACAGAGGUUUGGACUUGAAUUUGAGGAAGAUGGCGAUAAAAAUGGAGAUAGGGUGUUGAAUAAGACUGGUGUCAAGUGCAAACAGAGUGGGCUGUGCGCCAGCCCGAAUUCUGGAGGUGAAAUGGAAGUGAAUGAGGGCGAGUUAUGUGAGGUGGAAAUUGUGUUGAAGAACUCGAAACAUGAGCCUGGCAUCAAUGGACAUGAUAAAGAAGAACCUGGUCCAUUAGGAGUGACAUUUUGUAGAAAGGGGAUCCUUGCUUUUUAGCGGAUCCAUUUUUGGUUUCUGGGUGGAUGAGAAAGGAGGUGAUGGAAGGCUGUGUUUGGCAGGUUUUGGAGUAGGGGCCCCCAGUCAGAGAGGAUGUGGCGGCUGUGUAGAGGAAAGCCGAGGGUGCCAGGAUGCACAUAUCAGCGAGGCAUAUCUGGCCCUGUCUUUCACAGACAGAGUAGAGUGCUGGAACUCUGAGCGAAAUGAGACGAAACCAGGGUGGAGUAUGGUGAUUCCAGAUAAUACUGGGCCCUCACUAGCAUUCCCAUUAGUUCCAGGAGGGUACAUAGCUUCCAACCCUCCCUUUUACCGCCCACUUUCCCCACAACUACUGGCUGUUAGCCUGGCACUAGGCACAGAGCACGCAGUCCUCCUCACUGCAUCUGGAGUCAUCUACACCUGGGGCUCAGGCAGCCAUGGGCAGCUGGGACAUGGGGACCUGAGCCCCCAGGAGGAGCCCAGAGCAAUGGAGGCACUAAUGGGUAUGUCCAUGAGCACUGUGGCCGCCGGGGGUUGGCACUCUGUCUGCACCAGUGCUGGGGGAGACCUGUACGUGUGGGGCUGGAAUGAGAGUGGCCAGGUGGGACUGCCAUCACGAGCCCUAAGAGGAGAGCAGCAGAAGAGCCAGGACACAGGUGGUGCCAGCACAUGUAAAGAUGAAGAGGAGAGCUACGACGAGGUGUUCAUAUCAAUACAGGCCUUCCCAGCCCUGGUGGAUGUUACUCAGUCAUGUGAGAUCAGCAAGAUCAGCUGUGGGUCGCGUCACACUGCGGCAGUCACAAGUACAGGUGAUCUCUACACUUGGGGCUGGGGUGAAUACGGCCAGCUGGGACAGGGGACUGAGAACAGUUCAGACGAGCCAAGAAGGGUAGAGUUUUUCAAGGACCAGGGGCUGCGUGUGGUGGAUGUAGUGUGUGGACCAUGGAACACUUUUGUUUCUGCUAUCAAAGAGGACCCCUCUCUCCAUCCUGACACACAUCCUUAAUCCUCUAACCAAGAACUACAUAGAAUGGAAAAACUGCCUGUAGGAGUUGAGUACUAAGGACAGUGUACAGAUUGAUUGACUAGCUGCUUGUUUCAGACAAAUAAAGUAAAGUCAGUGACUAAGACUUGAUUACUUUUAUUCUAGCUCUUUAUAGAGUUUAAAAAGUUUCCGUUAAGAGAGCACUGACAUGAUGUAGAAAUACAUUUUCAAACAGAAAAUAUGAAUCUACACAGACCAAUAUAAUUUAGGUUGUGGAUCAGACUUUCCCGAACCUUCCCCCCCCCGGAAAAAUUCUCUACUUUAUGCACACUCUGUACUACUCAGAGAACAGGCUACUCUGGCUAAUGGAGCUUGUUUAAUAAAGUUUGAUCAAAGCUGAUUCAAUGUCUGCAAGAUCACAAUGAUGGUAUUCUACAAAACAGAACCAAAUAUAAUAGUAUGACUACUGUCAGACAACAACCAAAAAAUCCAUGUGGCCACUUGGCAAAAACACAGCCUAAACUAUGCUACAGUAACAUCUGCUCUAAAAUUUGCUCACUAGCCCAUAAUUAGAAACAACAAUAAAAACUUGUUGAGCUCUGAUAAUUCAAGUUGCCAGCAUGUAGUCCUAAAACCCAGGAAAUUAGUUACCUUUGGUUUGUUCAGCCAUCCCUGCGAAAAAUGAAUGGGGAAAGAAUAGGGUUUUGGAAUAAAUGCAGACAGUAAGGUCUGAGGUUAACACAGGCUGAGGAGAUCUUAUGUUUUGUUAUAUAUCAGAUACCAGUCAGUUAACAUGACUUAUGAAUUAAGCCUUUGUGCUAUGCUUUUUUUGUUGUUGAUUAUAUAAAUUCUUAAAUUCAAGAAAGUGAUGUUAGCUGAUAAAGAUUCUCAGAACAAAAAAAAAAUCUCUUAAGCCCGUGUUUACCUAAAUUUAUUUAUGGCAUUUAUCCAAAAACACCAUUAAUUUCCCCUUAGGCUUUGUCCAUGAACCACGGCGGAGUUGGUGCCUACAAAGACUCCAUUAUUAUCUCUAUCAUUCACGAUUGACAAUAAAAUGUGAAAGGAAAGAUGCAACACAAAUGUAUGUGUCAAGUAGGUAAAAACAUUGCCAGUGCGUGAUCCGCACAUGCCCAGAAGCUUAGGAACCUUUAGUCUGGGGGGGGGGGCACUCUGUAUAAUUUAAGGCAAAAUCUCAAAGUUAUUGGUAUUACAAUGAAAAAAAAAAAUAGAAGAGGUCCUCUUUUUGUAUGAAUCCAAAGCAUCCAUAUCCUGGUGUGUUAUUCGUAGACUUCACAGCACAAUCUUAAAAGAACUGAAGAAAAAUGUGAAAUAUUAGAGGGGGGUACAUAGUUCAAAUGUAGUGAUUAUGGAGAGAUAUUCUAAUCAGAUUUCAACUCACCUGAUGAAAUCUGGUGACCUGGAGAUAACAUGUUGGAACUCUGACAGAUUUACUGUCCCAUCUUUGUCUAUAUCUGACUCUUCAAGAAUCUGUCAAAUUGAAAAGUAAAUAAGUAGUUGCUUUACUCUUGGAUAUUGCAGACGGAGACUUGAAAUCAUAUAAAGCAGACCUGACUAUAUCAUACACAGGUCUUCCUUGAGGUAGGCUCACAUUGGGAAGAAACAAUAGUGGCCUUAAUCUGUAAACUUACAUUGCUGAUGAGCUGCCUCAUCUCUUCAGGUGUAAGCCUUGUGUCUUCAGUCUCACCAGUCAAACAGUUCACCAGCUUCUCCAGGUCCCCACCAUCCAGAGUGCCAUCGUCAUCAAAGUC
Molecule: messenger RNA, 3308 nt
Organism: Oncorhynchus tshawytscha (Chinook salmon)
Lineage: Eukaryota; Metazoa; Chordata; Actinopteri; Salmoniformes; Salmonidae
Gene: rccd1
Product: RCC1 domain containing 1
Exons: 8
Coding region: 802-1560 (252 amino acids)
Source: RefSeq, a predicted model, not a curated record